AUUCGUAGUGAACUGUCAAAGUGUCAAGAACCAACUGAGCGGUGACUAUUUUAUUUACGUGAAUGAGAUUUUUCGUUAUUUAAUUUCCUUUUACAGUUUCAUUUAUACUGUUGAUUUGUGAAUUGUAUAAUUUUGUGGUGUAAUUAUAGUGUAAGGUAAUCGUAAGAGAAAUAUAACAAUGUCUCAUCAAACAGGAAUUCAAGCCAAUGCAGAGUUAAAGAAAUAUUUUGGAAAAUGCAGAGACGGAAAGAUUCGAGUUAUGAAAAUAAGCAUAGAAAAUGAACAGCUGGUUUUGUCCAAGUACCAACCAGUGAAGCACUCAUGGGAACAAGACUUUGACAAAUAUGUACCUUCGUUAAUUGUUGAAGAUCUGCCGUGUUACAUUUUGUAUAGGUUUGACUCGACCAACUCGGUAGGACAUGAGUGGCUACUGCUGAGCUGGUCUCCGGACAGCGCCCCGGUCAGACACAAGAUGUUGUAUGCCUCCACGAAAGCAACACUUAAACAGGAAUUCGGAUCAGCACAUAUUAAGGAUGAAAUGCAUGCUACUGUAAAGGAUGAAGUAAGUCUGAAAGGUUACAAGGCUCACUUGACUGGGGUCAGCGCUCCUGCGCCACUCACUGACAGAGAGGAGGCGUUGAAGGAACUGCAGGAGAACGAACACACGCCACAAUAUGGAACUGAUGCUAGGCAGUCGACCAUGGGUGGAGUGUCGUUCCCUAUAACCGAAGAUGCCAAACAAGGAAUAAAUGAUCUCAAACGAGGUUCCUAUAACUACUUGCAAUUUAAGAUAGAUUUAGAAGGAGAAAAGAUUCAUUUAUCGAAAGCGGCCAACAUAUCCCUGACGGAGCUCCCGCAGCAGGUCCCCGGCGACCAGGCCAGAUACCACUUGUACAUAUUCAAGCAUACACAUGAGAGUGAUUACUUUGAGAGUGUCGUAUUCAUCUACUCAAUGCCGGGUUACAACUGCAGUAUAAAGGAACGGAUGAUGUACUCCAGCUGCAAAGGACAGUUCUUGGAAAUCAUUGAGCAGUUGGGCAUUGAGAUUGCCAAAAGGCUAGAAAUAGACGACGGCAAAGAGCUUACAGAAGAGUUCCUUUACGACGAGAUUCAUCCAAAGAGGAACCUUCACCGUCCAACGUUUGCCAAGCCCAAGGGACCUCCGAACAGGGGGGCCAAGCGAAUCACCAAGUCGCAGAGUACUCAGUAGGUGUAGCGUAGCGCAGAUGGUAGAUAUGUGGCCAAGAAAUUAAACGGGUGUUGGAUUAAAUGAGGGAUCCAAUUUAAGGUAUAAUUAUUCUUCUUCUGUACCGAAAAGGUCAUUUUGUAAGGCUAAAAACCUUAACCAACAAUUUGUAAAAAAAAACAAAUUUAUUAUAGAAGUACAGACAAAUAAUAUUUUUUGCACAUGUCAUAGUUAUGGUAUAGGAAUCAAAAUAGCAGACAGAUCACCUAAUGGUAAAAUGCUGCCCAUGGACAUCCGCAACACACACUAAGUAGUCAGAAGUGUGUUGCCGAUCUUUAAAUCCCAAAAAUAUUCACUUUAUUUGAGCGUAUUCCUCGUCAUACGUUUCUCAUUUAAUCUAACACCCUUUAUAGUAUUAAAUAAGUAAAUAUUUUUCUAAUCUUCGGGAAUCCUGUGGCUCAUUGCACAAAAUGUGAGAUUUAGUAUGAAAUGGUACAUAAUUUUUUCUUUUCUAUGUUUUGCUAUCGUCAAAUAUAAUUGAAAUGCUUAAAUCAUAUUCAUGUUGUAUGGUAUGAUCAAUAUUUUCUAUGCCUAGCAAUAAGCCACGUGAUUUAAAUAUCUGUAUUUUACCACUACCCUUAGUAUGAGUUUGCGUUACGUUUAAAGUAAUCGAAACGAGAACGCGAACGGCGCUCUGAUUGGCCGGCUCGAAUAAACUAACCAAUCGGAACACCGAAUGCGCUUUACGCUUUAAACUAAUGCAAACUCGUACUAAGGGUACAGAAGUAGUAUUGUAGGCAAGCUCCUUUAAAAAAACUAAGUCUAACUUGCUUAUUAUUUAAAGACUGUCAAGUCCAAAGUGCAAUAAUAUUAAAAUUACCUACUCUAAAAUGUUCAAAACAUCGAUUACUUUCUAAAGUUUUUAAAACCAACUUCUAAACUGUAAUUCGUUUUAAUAAAGCAUGUAUGAAUUUUAUUGUAUACUUGAUUGGAAAACUUGUAAAACAAUGUAUGUUGUAUUUGAAUAUACUGAAUUAAAAGUAUUAUUAUUAUAAAGUGUAACAUUAAAAAUAUAAACGAAUUAUAUAGUUGACAAUGAAAUUUUACGGAUUGCGUAACGCGUUCUUUUAUUUUUUAGAUUUAAAAUUAAAUAAAUUAUGUGUAAAUUCGAUCGCUGUAUUUUUAGAGCACAUAUUUUGUAUAUCUGUGCAUCUGUCAUUUAAAUUCUAUACGAAAUCCAAAAAUAAUUGUAUGUAUUAUGCAAAAAUAUUCAAUAUUCAAAUCCUAUACUUUUAUCUGUACCAAUACCAUUUUGGCUUGAAAAUUAUUAAUUGAUUGAUUUAACUAAAAAUCACUCUCGUUAAAUAAUAGAGAAAAGCUCUAUUAAUAUAAAGUAUAAAGUUAUACCUACUAUAAAGUUACGAUAUAUUUUAUCUUUAUGUAUUACUGUAAUGUAUAUUUUUGCAAAAAUAUUAUUCGAAUGUAUAUUUCAUAAAUAUUGCGGACUUAUUUUUAAAAUCGAGUUUUUAUGAACGCAUAUGUAGCUCAAUGUAUUUAUUAAUUAGAUCUUGCCAUUUUUAAAGUUUUGUAACUCUAAUAUAUAAAUCUAAGCGUUCUUUAUAAUCUCGUUUCAAUAAUUAUAAGUCUUAGCAUUUUUUUACCUUUCGUAUAUUAACAUUUAAGUGAAAUAAUUUGCUUUUUCUAAACUUAAAUUUGAUGCACAAAUGAAAUUUGUAAAUACAUAUUUCCUUAUAUUUUUGUAAAUCGGUUUGACCACAUAUGAAUUGAGCAAUUUGUGUAACAAUAAAAAGUGCUUUUAAUAUUAUUUUCAUUUUAUUCAGGUAGCAGCCGAACUUAAAAUAAAAUUGGGUAUUCCAUUCAUA
Spodoptera frugiperda (fall armyworm) is the source of this 3069-nucleotide messenger RNA. It is a transcript of the gene twf, whose product is annotated as twinfilin. The transcript has 9 exons. Gene Ontology annotation, cellular component: myofibril; cytoplasm; actin filament. Bases 179 to 1210 code for a protein of 343 amino acids. Gene Ontology annotation, molecular function: actin filament binding; actin monomer binding. The record is from RefSeq and is a predicted model, not a curated record. NCBI's taxonomy places the organism in Eukaryota, Metazoa, Arthropoda, Insecta, Lepidoptera, Noctuidae. Gene Ontology annotation, biological process: actin filament depolymerization; regulation of lamellipodium assembly; positive regulation of neuron projection development.